Messenger RNA from Hibiscus syriacus, 1668 nucleotides. Its product is annotated as E3 ubiquitin-protein ligase At3g02290-like. The record is from RefSeq and is a predicted model, not a curated record. NCBI's taxonomy places the organism in Eukaryota, Viridiplantae, Streptophyta, Magnoliopsida, Malvales, Malvaceae. Gene Ontology annotation, molecular function: ubiquitin-protein transferase activity. Bases 539 to 1234 code for a protein of 231 amino acids. The transcript has 6 exons.
AAGCUGGCCCACUCCACUGUCUACAUCCAUCACCAAAUUCAUUUCUUUACAGUUAGCCUUCACCUUCUCCAGUCAAUCCCCCGUUUUCCCCUUCCACGCGCUUUUUGCCUUUUUCUUUUUUGCAAUUUCCCCUUACCUUCAUCCUACGCCGCUCGUUAGGUUGUCUGAGUCUUGGGCAUAUAUUUUCGUCUGCUUUAUAUAAAAAAAGUAGAACCUUCCCCUCUAUUCUCUAUCUCUCUCUUUUUGUCUUUCUUAUAGGAACCCUAACUCUGUUUCUGAUUCUUUUUGCUCUUUUGAUAACAAAUUUGCGAUCUUCAAAAUGCUGAUCUUAUAGUCGAUGAUGGAUUACUUUUCUCCCGAGGGUUGAAAUUCGGACAGUCAAAACGCCAAUGAACUGAACGAUUUUUGCGAAGAGAGAUAUAGCAAAUGAACUGAACGAUUUUUGCGACGAGAGAUAUAGCAAGAUUCUGUUUUCUCCCUUGUCUCUAAAGGCAUUUCUCGAAUUGUAUAAUCGGAAAUACAUACAUCGCAAGCAGAAAUGGGUGUUUGUUGCUGCUGUUCAUGUGGUGAUGACUAUGAAGAAUAUGCUUAUCCUAGCAAUUCAAUAUAUAGGCACUGCAUCUGCCUAAGAUUCUUCUUCUAUCAGCUAUUCACCGGGUAUGGUGCUCUGUUUCAUAGAUUGGAUGGCCAAUCUGUAUCAUCCCAGAUUCAAGGAGCUUCUCUGUCGUCAACAGCGAUUGUUUCUGCAAUCUCAGAUGAUUCAGCCAAUGAAACGCAUAUAACAACACCCAGAUCAAUUCCUUUCGAUGCUGAGCAGAGAUACUCUCGCUUGCAACGUGAUGGCUUGGUCUCUAGGCGUGAUAAGUCUGCGACUCAUUUUCAAGAAGAAACACAACCACUAAGAAGAAAUACAAGCAGCUCUGGUGUGGAACCGUUGGGUAUUGGGAGGAAAUGGAAUGGAGUUGAGGUAGAAGAAGACUCUAAGAUUUCUCAUCUUGAGUUAUCAGAGAGAACUUUGGCACCAAAAGUUGCAAAAGGACCUAACUAUUUGCAGCCUUCAGCUGAAGACGAGGAUGUCUGCCCUACUUGUCUUGAUGAAUAUACCUCAGAAAAUCCUAAAAUCACUGCUCGCUGCUCACACCAUUUUCAUCUCGGUUGUAUUUACGAAUGGUUGGAAAGGAGUGAAAGGUGUCCGAUAUGUGGCAAGGAAAUGGAGUUCUGUGAAAGCCCCUAAGUCUGUUAAAUCAGAUUUUAAUGCAAUGGAGCAAAUACAUAUAGAGCGGCAGGUAUUAUCGGUACGUAUAAGCUCGCUAGUCUUUUAUCGAUGAGGCACAUCAUGUAAAGAAGAGUUUGUUCUUUGUCUAUCGGACUGUCACUGGUAUACUACCUGGUAAUAUCUUCCUACUCAUACUUGAAUGAUCAUGGUGUUACUUUCAAUGUAAAAAGCUAAUAUAAUAAUAAACCGUGUGAAGUCAUAGUAGCUGCCUGUAAACAUAACUAUCGCGGAAUUGACUCGAUGAUGCGCAACAAUCAAAUGUCAGCUGUACUUUGUUACCUAUGCUAAAUAUGUUGAACAUUACAAAAGUAUGAAUAGGAGUCUCAGGAUAAAAUAAAAGAAUAUAAACUUCUGCUUAUUUUUCUGAUGAGAAUCUUUAUGUUCAAGUUUCA